Molecule: messenger RNA, 3524 nt
Organism: Trichechus manatus latirostris (Florida manatee)
Lineage: Eukaryota; Metazoa; Chordata; Mammalia; Sirenia; Trichechidae
Gene: C1RL
Product: complement C1r subcomponent like
Exons: 11
Coding region: 1-2406 (801 amino acids)
Biological process (GO): complement activation; zymogen activation
Cellular component (GO): extracellular region; blood microparticle
Molecular function (GO): serine-type endopeptidase activity
Source: RefSeq, a predicted model, not a curated record
AUGGAAAAAAAAAAAACAAAGAUAGUAGCUAAGGCCUCCAAGGCCAGGGGUACAAGUGGCAACCCAGAGAACCCUGCCUGGCCAAGAGCCAAGAUCAGCACCCACCAGACCCUCCUCUUCCUCCACCAGAUCUCAGCCAACAGGCUGAAUCUGGGCCAGUUCUGUGGGCACCAGUGCUCCACACUGAAUACCCACCCCUACCAGAUGCAGUUUGUGUUCCAGGGGACCAAGGUGGAACUGACCUUCCACACGCGUUCUUCCUGCAAGAACAAAGGGGACCACAAUGAGGACAAGCGUGCUAUCCUGGACAGUGGCACCCUGCAGAGCCCCUGUACCAGCAUCUGGGCAGCUACGAACAGCAGCAGUCGCUCUUGCCUUCCCAGCAGCCCUAGAGGAGGCCUCAGUGCAGGGGAGAAGGAACUGAUGGGUAGAUCCCUGGGGGCUCGUGUUAUGGCCCUUCUUCAUGAGCAGCUCCAGCAGGUCCUGAGCUUUUACCUGCAGAUCACAGCCAGUGGAACUGCUCCAAGCCAGUUCUGUGGACACCAGGGCUCCCUGCUAGGCAGAGUCCCUGGUCAGAGGGAGUUUGUGUUCAGGGGCUUCCUGGCCCUCUACCAAGCCAUGGCCUCCAGGGGCUGUGGGCAGAAGUCUAAAGACUACCUAAGCGAGUACCUCCUACCCAUGCUCGGUGAGGAGAAAGAGAGAAGGAGGAGCUCAAGUUCACAGGUCACCAACUCUAAUUUCUACAAGACGCAGGCAGAUUACAUAAAUGAGUGGCGAGGGCCAAGUGGAGAGCUAUUCCUAAGUCAGACAGCAGGUGGCGCCCAACCGAGAGAGUUAGAAAAAGGGAACUCUAUACUUAACUCAUUUCCAGUAACUUCUCCCUCCUCCCCCACAGGGCCUUCUCCAGCCCCUCCUCCUGUAUCCUCGCCUGGGCCAAUUCCUCUUUCAGGUCUCAGAUCCCUGGUCUCACAGUGGGGAAACUAUCUCUGGAGAAACCCCCACCCCGAAAGCUGCCCAGGCAAGAUGUGGUGGCUGCUCCUCUGCGGAGUCCUCCAGGCUUUCCCCACACAGGGCUUGGUCCUCUUGGCCCAAAGGCUACCCCAGAAGCUGACAUCCCCUGGGUACCCAGAGCCAUAUCUCAAAGGCCAAGUGAGCACCACUGACAUCGAGGCACCAGAGGGCUUUGUUGUGAGGCUCGUCUUCCAGGACUUCGACCUGGCGCCAUCCCAGGACUGUGAGCAGGACUCUGUCACAAUCACAGCCAGUGGGACAGCUCCAAGCCGGUUCUGUGGGCAGCAGGGCUCCCUGCUGGGCAGUCCACCUGGUCAAAGGGAGUUUGUGUCCUCAGGAAGAAGGCUACAGCUGAACUUCCACACAGAUGCCUCCUUGGAGAACAGGACCACCUGCCUCCACAGGGGUUUCCUGGCCCUCUACCAAGCUGUGGGUGUGAAUGAUAGUCAGCCCAUCAGCCAGGCCAGUGAGAGCUCCGAGGCCAUCAGCCCACGUGGGGACAACUCCUCCAAGAUCCAGAGCCAUUGCCAGGAGCCAUAUUAUCAGGCGAUGCUAGCAGGAACAACCCAGGGCACCUGGAAGCACAGACAGAAUAGGGAGGAGGCGCCUCAGUGUGUGCCUGUGUGUGGACGACCAGUCUCUCCCAUCACCCAGAACCAAGAAUCCCUUGGUUCUUCCAGAGCUCAGUUGGGCAACUUCCCCUGGCAAGCCUUCACCAGUAUCCACGGCCGUGGAGGCGGAGCCCUGCUGGGCGAUAGAUGGGUCCUCACCGCUGCCCACACCAUCCAUCCCAAGGACAGCAUCUUCCCCAAGAAGAAUCCGAGUGUGUAUGUGUUCCUGGGCCACACAAACAUAGAUGAGAUGCUGAAACUAGGAAACUAUCCUGUCCGCCGCGUCAUCGUGCACCCAGACUACCAUCAGAAUGAGUCCCACAACUUCGACGGGGACAUUGCUCUCCUGGAGCUCCAGCACAGUGUCCCCCUGGGCCCCCAUGUCCUCCCAGUCUGUCUACCUGACAAUGAGACCCUCUACCUCAGUGGCCUGUUGGGCUAUGUCAGUGGGUUUGGUGUGGAGAAGGGCUGGUUAACUACUGAUCUGAAAUACUCAAGGCUGCCCAUAGCCAAAAGGGAGGCCUGUGAGGCCUGGCUCCGAAAGAGGCAGCGGACUGAGGUUUUUUCUGACAACAUGUUCUGUGUAGAGAAUAAUAUGCAGCAGCAGAGUGUCUGCCAUGGGGACAGCGGUAGCGUCUAUGUGGUAUGGGAUGAUUGUGCCCAUCACUGGGUGGCCACGGGCAUUGUAUCCUGGGGCAUCGGGUGUGGAAAGGGGUAUGACUUCUAUACCAAAGUGCUCAACUAUGUGGACUGGAUUAAGAGAGUGAUGGAGGGGAAAGACUGACCCUGGGGCAUCUCAACCUCAACUGACCCUGGUGACAACCAGGGACCAGCACUGUGGAGGCCCCAUAAAGAGAAAGUGGUCUUAAUUGCAUUUCAUUUCUGAAACAUUACAAAGCCCCUUUAGUCACCCUUUAAAUAUCCAAGCCAUUGGCUUCACCACUUAUCACAACUUCUGGAUGCAAGUAUAGUAAUAGCUCCUUUUUUUUUCCUCCACAUCUUCUAUAUGCCAGGUGCUUCACAUAUGUUAUUUCAUUUAAUCCUCACACUGAGUUUGCAAAGGGUGUGUUAUUAUCCACAUUUUACAAAUGAGGAAACUAAAGCUCAAGGAGUAAAAUGACUUGCCCAAGUUCCACAGCUGGUAUGUGCCUGCAAAGGCCACAUUCUUUCCCGUAUGCCAUGAUACCUCUCAGUUGUCCUCAAGACCUACUGUAUCUCCCACUUCCCUACUUUCCCUUCCAACUCCUCACACCCUUACAGAGUCUCCCUCCCUGGGAAUUCCUGCUUCAGUGAAGACAACAACACCUGGCUCACUCUCUCCAUCAGCAGGUCUCCUACAUACACACCCCAGUGCUCCUGGACACCCCAGUCUGUGCUCCUGUCAGUGAACCCCUUGACCUUGUCUUCGGGGGGCACUGCUACACCUGAGAAGACCAACUGUUUAAUUUUCAGUGAUGACUUGAAAUGAUUUACAGUAAAAAACACAAAUAAACCAAAUGAUGUAACCAUUCAAGUGGAAAGAGAAAAUGAAUACCAUAAAACAGAUAGGAGAGCAAAUUUUGUUAGCCAUGAGCAUCAAGUUAGCUACUAUGAUUAAAGGUUAAAUUUAUCUUAAAAACGAUAGCAGGAUUCAAAAUUGUGCGUACCUGUGAUUACUUCUAUUUUUUAAACCUAAGCACAGUAUGAUAGACUAUAGAAAAAACUCUCAAAAUCUUAAACAGAUGUUAUUGUAGGUGGUACAGUUUUGGCUGCUUUGUUUUCCCCCUACUCUUCUUUACCUGUCAAACUUUGUUUAAAGGGCAUUGUCUUAGUCAUCUAGUGCGCCUAUAACAGAAAUACAAGUGGAUGGCUUUAACAAAGAGAAACUUGUUCUCUCAUUCUAAUAGGCUACAAGUCCAAAUU